Messenger RNA from Mercenaria mercenaria, 4418 nucleotides. Its product is annotated as THUMP domain-containing protein 1-like. NCBI's taxonomy places the organism in Eukaryota, Metazoa, Mollusca, Bivalvia, Venerida, Veneridae. Gene Ontology annotation, molecular function: RNA binding. The record is from RefSeq and is a predicted model, not a curated record. The coding region runs from base 3221 to 4135 and encodes 304 amino acids. The transcript is spliced from 5 exons. Gene Ontology annotation, biological process: tRNA modification.
UUCCUGGAAUGGUCUCCCGCUACAUAUACAGUCCAGCCCCAGUUUGAUUCUAUUCACUGAGAGGCUGGCAACUGUAACUUUCUAAUCUCUAUCUAUGUUUUUAUCUUAAUAAUUGUAGUUCUUUUUAACUUUGCACCUAAUGAGCUUGCUCAUCUUUAAUAGUCUGUCCAAGACAAAGUGCCUCCCAGUUAUAAUCAGUAUUGAUUGUUGGGCAGUAAAAUGUAGAUCUAGAUGUAGAACCACAACUUGGUAAAAGUUUGGAACUUUCACUUUGUUUGUGAUAUUGCUGAAUUGAUUUGCUACAAAGUUGAAAUAGUUGUUCCUCAUCAUCACCUACACAUAUCACACAAUGGUCAUAACUCUUGCUAAAAUAUUUCAUGAAUUCUGCCACCUUACUUGGAUUUUCAUUUUAAUGUUUCGAUGCUUUUUCACUGUAUCUCUGGUAUUACUGAAUGGAUAUGAUUUAAACUUAAAACAGUUGUCAUAUAUCAUCACCAACAUCAUAUGACUUAAGGUCCAUAUCUUUGGCUCAAAUUUAAUAUUUCACAAACUAUGCCCCCUUUUACUUUGAUUUUCAAGUUAAUGUUUUACCCAUUUUCACUCAUCACAAUUAUUAUGUCUCCCUAGGAGACAUAUUGUUUUUGCCCUGUCCGUCCGUCCGUCCGUCCGUACGUCACACUUCAUUUCCGAGCAAUAACUGGAGAACCAUUUGACCUCGAACCUUCAAACUUCAUAGGUUUGUAGGGCUGCUGGAGUAGACGACCCCUAUUGUUUUUGGGGUCACUCCGUCAAAGGUCAAGGUCACAGGGGCCUGAACAUUGAAAACCAUUUCUGAUCAAUAACUAGAGAACCACUUGACCCAGAAUGUUGAAACUUCAUAGGAUGAUUGGUCAUGAAGAGUAGAUGACCCCUAUUGAUUUUGAGGUCACUCCGUCAAAGGUCAAGGUCACAGGGGCCUGAACAUUGAAAACCAUUUCCGAUCAAUAACUAGAGAACCACUUGAACCAGAAUGUUGAAAGUUCAUAGAAUGAUUGGUCAUGAAGAGUAGAUGACCCCUAUUGAUUUUGGGGUCACUCCAUCAAAGGUCAAGGUCACAGGGGCCUGAACAUGGAAAACCAUUUCGGAUCAAUAACUAGAGAACCACUUGACCCAGAAUGUUGAAACUUCAUAGGAUGAUUGUACAUGCAAAGUAAAUGACCCCUAUCAAUUUUGGGGUCACUCCAUUAAAGGUCAAGGUCUCAGGGGCCUGAACAUUGAAAACCAUUUCCGGUCAGUAACUUGAGAACCACUUGACCCAGAAUGUUGAAACUUCAUAGGAUGAUUGAACAUGCAGAGUAGAUGACCCCUAUUGAUUUUGGGGUCAGUCUAUUAAAGGUCAAGGUCCCAGUGGCCUGUUCAUGUAAAAUCAUUUUUGGAAAUAACUUGAGAACCACUUGACCUACAAUGUUGAAACUUAAUAGGAUGAUUGGACAUGCAGAGUAGAUGACCCCUAUUUAUUUCGAGGUCACUUGAUCAAAGGUCAAGGUCACAGGAGCCUGAACAGUGACUUGAGAACCACUAGGCCAAGAGUGUUGAAAUUUAGCGGGAUGACUGGAUAUGCCAAGUAGAUGAUCCCUAUUGCAGCCAACCAUCAGUGUCUCUUUGACUUUCGCUCUUGACCCCUAUUUACUUCUUGCCUAUAGGACUUUGCAUUGGGGGAGACAUGCACUUUUUUACAAAAGCAUUUUCUAGUUACUACCAGUAAACAAUGUGUCAUGAAAAGUUUUUCCACAUCAUCACCCACAUGAUAUGACACAAUCUGCGUAACUUGGCAGGAAUAUUCCACGAUUUAUUUGUCCCUUUUGUACUUAGAAAUUCAUGCUAAUAUUUGAAUGUUUUUUCACUGUAUGAUCUACCUUUGUUAUUAUCUUUGUUAUUAUAAAUGGAUUUGGCUCAAACUUAAACUGUUGUCCCACAUCAUAUUCAUCAAGGGGUACUUGUCACUCUAGUGAUAGCUCUAGUUUCCUCAGGUAUGGCCCUAUUUCACAGCAGAGCAUCAAAAUAGUAGAGUACUUUGUCUACUCUGAAACGUAUUGUUACAUUUGUGCAAAGUGACAUUGUCAUAAAGUCAGGCUCAAGAUUUCAAUAUAUGAAAGCAAAAUUACUUUUGACAUCACUGACAAGACAUAAUUACCUUCAGCCUGGGUUGAACCAACAUAACAGUACACUAGUCAAAGCUAAAGGAAUUGUGCAAUACAGUUUUGACAGUUCAUUGAAUUAAGAAGUUUUAUUCCAAUUUGUUGGUUUACUGUUAAUGUAUAUAUGAAAUAAAAGUAUACAAGUCAGCGUAUCUGUGUUGUUACUAUCCUGUUACGUAAAUUUUACUUUAAACAAUAUUGUUUCAAAAUAUGCAUUUGAUACAAAUGAAUGCAAAUUCUGUCUUAGGAUUGAGGUGUAAGCUAUAAAUUUGUAUUAAAACUGCUUUCAUUUACUAUUCCAUGGAUGUGUAAUUUUAACUGUCCAUGAUGGCAGACCAUUCAUUCUGCUGGUGGAGUUCUAAGUAUUGAGAUGGAUUAAAGUUAAUUGAAAUAUUAAUAUCCACAUACGAAUUUCCGUGCAUACAUAUAGGCUGUCAAGGUCAAAUGCCGGAGCAUGUUGGAUCAUGUAAAUGGUGUGAUAGUAACUUUAUAGGCCACUUCCAACAGCUUUGCUGUCAAGUUAACCCUUUAGGUAUGAUUAUGGUCUGACUAGGUGUCACAAUUGAUAGAGAUCAGUUGAUCAUGCAUAACAUUGAAGAUUGCAGAACAGCUGGCUGGUGAGUUUCUUUGUGCAUAUUCUAACCAUUAGGGUUGGUGGUUGGUAAUCGAGGUGGAUGUACAGGAAAAGUGUGUUCCCUGGAAGAUCUUGAUAUUUUACUGCUAAUUUCUGAAAAUCGAGAGAUCAUAAAGUAGUCCUAAGGGAUUUGUCUAAUUUUGGAAAAUAUCUAUACAUAUUCCAUUUAUAGACUGAUACAAUUAUCAUGCUUUUAACUAUAAUUUUAUUUAUUGAGAAAAUUCAAGAAGAUUAAUGAGGAGCACAUUUUGAUUGAGUGGUGUUCAACCUGAUUUUUUUUAGGAUGACAAAAAUAUUUUCACAAAAUCACAUUCGUCCUAGACUUAACAAGCGAGGCGAACGUCAAGAAAAAGUUGCAUUUCUUCACAAAUUCUGUUGAAAGAUUUAUCAUAUUUAAGAAAACUUGAAGAUGAGUGAACAGAGAAGAGGAAAGAAGCGACCAAAGUCAUACUACAUAAAAUGUGCCGCUGGAGGAAAGAAAGUGAAGAAAACAAACAUUAUUAGUGCUGGCAUGAAGGGGUUCCUUGUCACUUGCAAUAAAUAUGAGCGAGAAACUGUCCGAGAGAUGUAUAACCUGCUCAAUGAGUAUGCUGAUGUUAUGUAUGGACCAGAACUAGACAACACAGCAACAAAAGCAGCAGAUACCAGUGAUAAUGACUCUGAUGAAGAAGAUAUUGAGAAAGCUAUGGCAAAGGAAACAUCUGCCAUAAAACAGGCAAGCAUAGGAGAGAGGAGGUUUCAGAAUACAGACACAAAAUGUAACAAUGUCAUCUUCAUACGGACCACGUUAGAGGAUCCAUGCCGUCUGGCACAUGAAAUAUUCAGAGACAUACAAGACAAACAGGUACAGAAAGCGAGAUACGCUAUAAGGAUGUUACCAGUGGCUGCUAUAUGUACACCAGUCACUAAAGACAUUGAACAGACUCUGAAAACUGUUCUCGCUCCUCACUUUGAGACAGAAUUUGGAGUAGGAAUUAAUUACACAGCCGCUUGUAAAAUCAGGAACAAUAACAGUGUCUCAAAAAAUAUGAUUUUACCUUUGCUAGGAAAGUUAAUUAAAGAGAUGAACCCCCUGCAUAGACUGUGCCACGAUGAACCAGACCUAGUUAUCAUUAUUGAAGUCAUACAGAAGGCUUGCUGUUUUAGUGUAGUGAAAGACUAUUUCAAAUUUAGAAAGUACAAUUUGCACGAAAUUAUUAAAAAGCCUAUAGAAGAUGAGACUUGUGACAAAGGCAAUGCAGAUAAAGAUGUUGAGGACGAUAAAAGAGAUAAUGAAGGAAGUGCAGAUAAUGUUGAUACAAUUGAAAAUAUUGAAGAUUCUUAAAAAAGAACUGAAGACACUGUUGACAGUACCCAGAAAAAGAGUGGAGAAACUUUGGAAGAAACUGAUGGUGGUCAGACAGUUGAUACACAAGUAGAGAAGGACAUUGUUGAGAUAUGUUAUGAAACAAAAGAUAAAGAUGAAAACAGUGAAAAAGUUGAAAAUGAAGAAUCAGACCUAGGCAAAAACAACAGCAGUGUAGAAAGUAAAGAAGAUAAAACUGAUCAGGCAGUUAUUUGUAUAGAGUAAUCAAGUCAUGGAUAAAUAAAUUUCAUGAUCUUGUAAA